AUGGAUAUCGAUGGAAAUAAUGUACUGCACAUGGCCUCCUUUCUUCUCCAACACAUGCCUCGUCAAAUUCAUGGCUCUCUCAUGCAAAUGCAAUAUGAAGCCCUCUGGUUUAAGUAUGUGAAAGAAAACACGCCAGCUCACCUGAGUUCUCAGGAGAACAAUGAUGGAGACACUCCAGACGAGAUCUUCGCAGAACAGCACAAGGACCUUCUCAAGGAAAGCAACGAAUGGAUUAAGGACACUUCUGGUUCUUACGCUGUAGUUGCAGCACUUAUUGUCAGUGUCACCUACGCCACAUCGUACACUGUCCCAGGAGGCACUGAUGACAACGGAAGACCUCACUCACGAGGCCAUCUUACAUUUGACAUCUUCGUUUUCUCCGUUCUGGUUUCCUUCUGUUCCUCUAUAACUUCCCUGGCCGCCUUCGUGGCUGUCUUCAGUUCUCGAAAGCAACCCGUUGAUUAUCCUCGAAGUUUGCCUCUGAAGCUUUGUUUUGGCUUAACUACGUUCUAUCUAUCUGUUGUCUCAAUGUUGGUAUCUUUCUGCGCUGCGCAUUUCUUUGAACUUGAUCACAGAAUCAAGCGUAAGAUUAGCCCUUAUGCUUUGGUGUUGAUUCCACUGUACUGGAAUCUUCUCAGAACCACUCUUUCCAGAGAGCCUCGGCCAAGAUACGUAGGAGACAAUGUUACUAUGUAG
Molecule: messenger RNA, 696 nt
Organism: Neltuma alba
Lineage: Eukaryota; Viridiplantae; Streptophyta; Magnoliopsida; Fabales; Fabaceae
Exons: 2
Coding region: 1-696 (231 amino acids)
Cellular component (GO): membrane
Source: RefSeq, a predicted model, not a curated record